Messenger RNA from Colletotrichum karsti, 1905 nucleotides. RefSeq names its product choline dehydrogenase. The record is from RefSeq and is a predicted model, not a curated record. Gene Ontology annotation, biological process: secondary metabolite biosynthetic process. The coding region runs from base 1 to 1905 and encodes 634 amino acids. NCBI's taxonomy places the organism in Eukaryota, Fungi, Ascomycota, Sordariomycetes, Glomerellales, Glomerellaceae. The transcript has a single exon. Gene Ontology annotation, molecular function: flavin adenine dinucleotide binding; oxidoreductase activity, acting on CH-OH group of donors.
AUGCAUCCGCUGGGGUUACUACUUGUUCCCGCAGUACGAGCGCUCCCACUCCUCGACUCCAUCAUCAACCCCAUUACCAAUAGCAUCUGGACAACGCAAGAUGGCCUUGUUCAGACAACCCUGGGAAGUCUCGCGGGAACCAUCGGUGCUGGCCAAGCUUACGACUACGUCGUAAUUGGCGGCGGCACAGCUGGUAACACAGUCGCGUACCGUCUGGCCGAAGCCGGCAACACCGUCGCCGUUGUCGAGGCCGGGCUUUCGUACGAGGUUGGCAAACCUAUCGUUGGCCCGGCACCUCUGGGAGACAUCAUAGGCGUGGGCUCCAAUCCCGCUGAUAGUAUUCCAACGGUAGACUACGGCAUCAAGACUAUCCCGCAAGUUGGAGCAGGAGGUCGCGAAAUGCACUAUCCUCAAGGCAAAUGUCUUGGUGGCACCUCAGCGCUGAAUUUCAUGAUCCAUCACCGACCGAACCGAGGUGCCUUAGACGCAUGGGCUGACGCCGUUGGAGACGAGAGUUACACGUUCGACAAGUUCCUGCCGUACUUCGAGAAGAGUUUCAACUUCACUCCACCGAAUACCGAGAUGCGUCUCGCAAACGCAACAACGGCAUAUGUUGAAAGCGACUUCAACCCUUCUUCAAGUUCUCACAUUCAAGUAACCUACCCCAAUUGGACCCCUGUGUGGUCUACUUGGGCAGCUAAGGGUCUUGAAGCUCUCGGGAUGAGAUUGACGGAUCGUUUCAACCAGGGAGUUCUGAAUGGCUAUCAUUAUGCUCAAACAACUAUAGAUCCCGAAACUCAAACCCGAUCUACUUCAGCCGACUUCAUGUACGCGGCUAGAAACACAAACAUCAGCGAAAAGCUUACAGUUUACCUGGGCACAAGGGCCAACAAGGUACUUUUCAACAAGAGCAAGAGGGCCACUGGUGUUGAGGUCGCUGGCUUGGGAUUGCAAGAAUACACUUUGACUGCCAACAAGGAGGUCAUCCUGUCAGCCGGCGCUUUGCACUCACCGCAACUACUGAUGUUGUCAGGCAUUGGCCCCGCAAAACACCUGUCCGAGCAUGGCAUCGAAGUUAUUGCCGACCGUCCAGGAGUUGGUCAGAAUAUGAGCGACCAUGCUUUGUUCGGCCCAACCUACGAAGUAACAUUUGACACUCUCAAUAAGGUCCUUGGGGAUCCUGUUGUUCUUGCAGAAGCCGUGGCUGACUACGGUCUUACGCAAACCGGUCCACUGACCAGCAACUUGGCCGAGUUCCUGGCAUGGGAGCGGAUGCCAAACAGCGCGAACCUCAGUCAGUCGACGUGGGAUGAGCUUCUCAAUUUUCCGGAAGACUGGCCGCAUAUUGAGUACUUCCCAGCCGCUGGCCACAUCGGUUCCUUCAAUAUUCCGUGGCUUGACCAGCCCAAGGAUGGAAAGAUGUACGCGGCAAUCAUCGCAGCGUUGGCCGCUCCCUUGUCUCGUGGGAACGUUUCUCUUGCCAGCAAUUUUCCUUCGGAUGCACCUCUCGUUAAUCCAAACUGGUUGACACAUCCGGGAGAUAUUGAGGUGGCAGUGGCCAUGUACAAGCGCAUUCGUGAAAUCUUCAAUACAGAAGAAGUUCGCAGCAUCCGCGCUAGCGACGCGGAGUACUGGCCAGGCCUCGAAUUGAAGACUGACGAGCAAAUCCUGGCUAACAUUCGAACGAGUGUCAUGGCAGUUAUGCAUGCGUCGUGCACCGCGCGGAUGGGCCGGCGGGAUGAUCCCACCGCCGUUACGGACAACUUGGCGAGGGUUAUUGGUGUUGAAGGGCUGCGCGUUGUGGACGCAAGUACGCUGGCUCUACUGCCACCAGGACACCCACAAGCAGUGAUUUAUGCAUUGGCAGAAAAGAUUGCAGAUUCCAUUGUCCAGGGUUUACAGUAG